CCUUCGCUUAUCCUGCUCUACUUCGACGUCCCAUAAUUCAGUGCGCUCAUAAAGUCUUUCGAGAGGACGUUACGAUAAGGACACAGCUAGAGACAGACCCAUUAUCUUUGACUGAAGAUGGCUGAUGUUAUUGAGGACAAGAUGAAGAACUACAGAACGGCUCCGUUCGAUGCCCGUUUUCCAAAUACUAACCAGACAAGAAACUGUUUCCAGAAUUACCUUGACUUCCACAGGUGUAAUAAGGCUUUGUCAAGCAAAGGCCAGGACACUUCUCCCUGUGAAUGGUAUCAGAGAGUCUACAACAGCCUGUGUCCGAUGAGCUGGGUGGAGAAGUGGGAUGGGCAGAUUGACGAUGGAAGCUUCCCUGGAAAGAUCUAAACGAUCACCGUUACUUUAAAUUUAAGAGCCCCCAACCUUUUGUAGAGUACCUCAUAAUGUUAUAUGAUCUUGUCUUAGUUAUUGGUUUGCCUCCUGAAGGGUGAAAGGUCGUUCAGAGUGGGCUUUGGAAAGUCCUGCAUAAUCAUUGAUCUUGGUGUCACUCUACAUCCUACUGUUGCAAAUAAAAUAAAAAACGCACAAUUUCAUCUAAA
Puntigrus tetrazona (Sumatra barb) is the source of this 590-nucleotide messenger RNA. RefSeq names its product cytochrome c oxidase subunit 6B1. Gene Ontology annotation, cellular component: respiratory chain complex IV; mitochondrion. The coding region runs from base 118 to 378 and encodes 86 amino acids. The transcript has 4 exons. The record is from RefSeq and is a predicted model, not a curated record. Lineage: Eukaryota; Metazoa; Chordata; Actinopteri; Cypriniformes; Cyprinidae.